AUGGGGAAAGUGGAUGAUAUAAGGAAGAGAGAGAAGCAACCCCUGGCUUCUGUGGAUGUGCUCCUAAAGUUGGACCUCAAUGAAGCCUUCCAAGACCAAUGGCUUAUUCUUUUUUUUCAAGGACCCCAGGAGAGCAAAGGCCACCUAUACCUGAGAUAUGGGAGUCUGGACUUGAUUGCAGUACCACUCACAAAUAUAGAGGGUAUCCUGAACACAGGACCCGUGGACUGUUCCCAGAUAGUGAACGUGCAGUGCUACUGGGCAUGGCCCUCUUCGUUCAGGAUUACUCCUCACUUGGUUGAAUUCCUCUCUAAGUUCCUCAGCCUGCACCAGCUCGAGGAGCUCUACCUGGAUUCUGUCUCCUGUCUUCAAGGUCACCUGGAGCAGCUGCUUAGGUGCCUGAAGACCCCCUUGAAGACCCUCUGGAUAAGAAAUUGUGUGCUUUUGGACUCUGAUUUGACAUAUCUGUCAUCAUGCCCAAUUACCAGUCAUCUCACACGCCUAACUUUGAGUGGUGUCAACCUGACAGGCUUAAGUCUUCAAUUCCUCCAGGUUCUGCUACAUAGAGUCUCAGCCACAAUCAGGUACCUGGACUUGGAAUCCUGUGAAAUAACAGACUCAGAGGUUACUGCCAUCUUGCCUGCUCUGAACCGAUGCAACUUGCUCACUGUAUUCAAUUUCUCUGAGAACUCAGUGUCUAGGCUUGCCACAAAUAUCCCACAGGGAUGA
Messenger RNA from Elephantulus edwardii (Cape elephant shrew), 729 nucleotides. Its product is annotated as putative PRAME family member 26-like. The record is from RefSeq and is a predicted model, not a curated record. Gene Ontology annotation, cellular component: cytoplasm. Bases 1 to 729 code for a protein of 242 amino acids. The transcript has a single exon. NCBI's taxonomy places the organism in Eukaryota, Metazoa, Chordata, Mammalia, Macroscelidea, Macroscelididae.